GCCUGUUCAUGGCUUGAUUUUCCUGUUCAAAUGGAGGCAAGGAGAGGAAUCAGUUGGCACAGUAGUACAAGACAGUCGCUCAUUGGGGAUUUUCUUUGCUAAACAGGUGAUCACAAAUGCYUGUGCUACUCAAGCAAUACUCAGUGUGUUAUUAAAUACCACCCAUCCUGACAUYGAUAUUGGACCAAACUUGAGCUCCUUCAAAGAGUUUUCUAACACCUUUGAUAGUGCUCUAAAAGGUUUGAGUUUAACAAACUCAGAUGUAAUCAGAAGUGUACACAACAGCUUUUCAAGACAGCAAAUGUUUGAAUUUGAUGCCAAAAUCCCACAAAAAGAUGAUGAUGUCUAUCACUUUGUUGCAUAUGUGCCCAUCAAUGGACGUCUUUAUGAGAUUGACGGACUUAAAGAUGGACCCAUUGACCAUGGUGCCUGUACAUAUGAAAACUGGCUGAAUGUAUGCAGUCCUAUUAUCGAAGCAAGAAUGCAAAAAUAUUCUUCAGAGGAAAUUCGAUUCAAUCUCAUGGCUAUUAUAUCAGACAGAAAGAUGAUUUUCCUUAAACAGAUUGACACACUAAAUGCAAAGAAACAACAUUUUUUGGAAAAG
Messenger RNA from Exaiptasia diaphana, 604 nucleotides. Its product is annotated as ubiquitin carboxyl-terminal hydrolase isozyme L5. Gene Ontology annotation, biological process: protein deubiquitination; ubiquitin-dependent protein catabolic process. The record is from RefSeq and is a predicted model, not a curated record. Gene Ontology annotation, molecular function: cysteine-type deubiquitinase activity. NCBI's taxonomy places the organism in Eukaryota, Metazoa, Cnidaria, Anthozoa, Actiniaria, Aiptasiidae. Gene Ontology annotation, cellular component: cytoplasm.